AUGCGUUUCACUCAGCUCAUCCUCUCCAUCUUCCUCUUCUUCUCCUUCGUUGCUGCCCUGCCAGUACCGGCACAGGCAGACGGAGAAGCUCUCGAGGCACUUGAGGCGCGGGCCAAUAACGGUGGCAAGAAGGGUGGCGGCAACAAGGGUAGCUCCAAGUCAACCUCGAAGGAGGUCAAGGGCAUCGACAAGAACAUCAACAUCCAGAAGAACGAGUCCAAGGACGUCAAGAAGGUGCAGAAGGCCGAGGGAACCAAGAACUUCCCCAAGGAGAAGGCCAAUCUUCAAAAGGACAUUAAGGCUGGACAGAAUCAACGCGCAAAGAACCAGAAGAACGCCGACCCUAAGAACAAGCAACUGAACGAUGGCCUGAAGAAGGUUCAAGGUGCCCAAGCCAAGGAGUCCAAGCAAGCCAAGGGCCUUACGGGCAACCCUAAGAAGGAUAACGCCACCCUCAACAAGCUUGGUGGCGAGUUCAAGGACGGCCGCAAGCAGAAUGAGAAGAACAAGCAAGCCGCCAAGAAGGGCGGCAAAUAG
This is a messenger RNA of Colletotrichum gloeosporioides, 537 nucleotides long. RefSeq lists its product as uncharacterized. Bases 1 to 537 code for a protein of 178 amino acids. The record is from RefSeq and is a predicted model, not a curated record. NCBI's taxonomy places the organism in Eukaryota, Fungi, Ascomycota, Sordariomycetes, Glomerellales, Glomerellaceae. The transcript is spliced from 3 exons.